GUCAAUAAUGUCUAUCAAGGUGGAAUUAACACACGGCCACUUGAACGCCCCCAAAGGCUUGAGUGGAUGUACAUAAACUCUCUUGACGCCUCAUCGAUUAAACUCACAUCAUGACAUUCUCCGGGAUAAUACGUAGAGCAGAUGCUUAAAUAAGAUGACUCUCCAUCAUUUGUGAGACGAUUGCGACUGCUGAUGAAUGAACUGUUUUCCAGUUUUGCAGCCUCAGAUAUCUAUGACUCUCUCAGCAUCACCUUUUCAAAAUCUCAAACCCGGGCAGAAAGCACCAAAAUCUCCUCAUUUCCAUCCUCCUUCUCGAAAAGCCCAGCAAUGCCUUUCUACAGUGCUCCUCUCGCCCGGGCAAAAAUAUGGCUCCGCCGGCGAAGAGAACAACCGUGGCCACCGCGAACAAGUCUCAUGGGCGAAGCCAGUUAUUCAGCUACAGCACUCCUCAGUAUAUUCCUCCUCACCACAAUUCUGAUAGCGGCCACCUUGAUGAGAGCAUCCUCGGAGGCUGGCAAACCCAUAACCUCCAUGGUGGACCUCUUGGUCAUCCUGAUUCUCACGCAAACUGGUUACGCAGCGAUCUUCAGCAUCCACAAAUGCAUUCUUCCUCCGCCUGGCUACAUGGGUGGUCAAAUCUACUUUUACUGGGCAUUCUGGGUGAUCACGCAGGUUGUCUGCGUCGCCACCGUGCGGUACGCGUGGCACCGAGACUGGUCGCAGCAGACCGACUGCGUUGCCCUCACGUGGCUGUUCUCGAGCGCAGGUUCCAUCGUCUUGUGGACGUACGUAUUAAUCUGUAUGACUUUAAGGAGACACAGACGUAGGGGGACGUCGCGGUAUGCCUCGAGACCGGCUGAUCCGGAACCGGCGGUGCAAAUGGUGGCGAGGGACCGAGCCGUUGAUGUAGAAGCGGCCGUGAGCCCGGUUCAACUACCGCCGCACGUUGCUGUAAGAGAAGUGAAGAACGAAAAUGUGCGAUUAAGCUGAGUCGAAAAGCAUUGGAAAAGGGCUGGAUUUCGGAAGUAACAGCGAGGAUGAUUGAUAUAUAACGACAUAUGAGCUUGGUUGGCUUCUUGGCUUGGACUAAAAGUUUCUUUCCAAGUUUUGGUACGCAUGAAGUUUUGAUGCACAAGUUUUAGGAAGUACUUCAGUGAAGUCAAUGUGAUGUUGCGUACUGAGACAUCAUAGUACCUUGUUCGUGUUCGCAUGGGGGAACCUUUCAAGUGGGAGUAGAGCAGUUCUAGGACGUUCUGUCAGCUGAACUCUGUUUUCAGCAAGCUGUCACUCGUAGAACGUUCAAUCGAAGCCAGCAUUAACAGAAGAAUUAUAGUACCCAAAUAUCUGACAAAAACUACUCUACCCUUUCAGUGUCGGUCUAUCAAUAGUCCUCCACAAUCUUGUACCUGGAUGUCUCGGACUCUCAGCUGAGGGCCCACAAGC
This is a messenger RNA of Colletotrichum phormii, 1443 nucleotides long. RefSeq lists its product as uncharacterized. The transcript has a single exon. Lineage: Eukaryota; Fungi; Ascomycota; Sordariomycetes; Glomerellales; Glomerellaceae. The coding region runs from base 193 to 990 and encodes 265 amino acids. The record is from RefSeq and is a predicted model, not a curated record.